Messenger RNA from Perkinsus marinus ATCC 50983, 528 nucleotides. RefSeq lists its product as hypothetical. NCBI's taxonomy places the organism in Eukaryota, Perkinsozoa, Perkinsida, Perkinsidae. The record is from RefSeq and is a predicted model, not a curated record. The transcript is spliced from 3 exons. The coding region runs from base 1 to 528 and encodes 175 amino acids.
AUGCACGAGACGGACAAGUGGCGACAUUUCUGGGGCUCUCGAAUCAAUAAGGCACAGCAGCUCUCUGGAGAUCUAAAGUCAAAAUCUGAUGGAUACGUCUUUCUAACGAGACUGGCUGGGGAGCGCCUCUUGCACGAUGCUGCCUUGGAGGCUUCCUCGGCUGUUGCCAGCGCUCAGCGUAUUGUGAACCAAACAGCUGUGAAAGCUGCUCUAGCUACGAAUCUCAUAGAACGUCUCCUGGCUCAAGCGUCGCAUAGGGCAGCGGUCGCCGAGCACAUGGUGACUCGGGCUGAGGCCGAGGCAACUAGAGCGGCGGAGAUGGCACGCCAAAUGGCCAAUAACGCGAAGUCGAGCGGCAUCGGUGGUGGCGUGUGCCGACUCUUAUCUCGAAGGUACUCCCAGAGUUCUGCCAUGCAGGCGGCAGCUGCUCAGAUGGCACAGGCCAUGGGCUACUCUGUGGCCCCACAGGGGGUGAUGGACCGCAGCCAUCCCAGCCCAUGGCUCCUCAACAGGUACCGAGUCCCUUGA